Molecule: messenger RNA, 720 nt
Organism: Diatraea saccharalis (sugarcane borer)
Lineage: Eukaryota; Metazoa; Arthropoda; Insecta; Lepidoptera; Crambidae
Source: the annotation of a GenBank genome assembly
GUUGUAAGUAAACAUUGGUUGUAAGCAAAAUGUAUGCUGCUACUGUACUUUUGUUUUGUUUUGCUGCUCUAAGUGCGGGUUACACGAUAGCUGCUCCCGAUUAUGGAGCAGAUGUCGUUCGUGCCGACCCAUCAAAUGUCGAAAAAAGAGAAUUCAUAGAGAUGGUGGACAUAGAGAAGUUGAUGAUGGUGACCGUUGGAUAUGUUGACAAUGAAGCAGUGAGAGAUUUAUUUACAAUGGAACGAAGUUCGUUACUUAAGAGGAUAUUGAAAAGGCUUGCAGAAUUUGAUGAAUUUAAGAAGAUCAUCGAAUAUUUGGAAUCUAAAGGAUAUAAUUUACAAUUUAUAAGUGAUUACCUGAAUUCUUACCUUAAUUCAUCUUUGAAAAAACAUGAAUAUUUUGAAUCGGAAAGAAGUCCUGAGGAAGCGAGGUUCGUAGAAAUUUUGAACACCGAAGAAUUCAUUGAGAUGUUCAAGAAAUUAUUGGAAAAAAUUAAAGAGGUAUUAGAUACUUUCAGUUGGACUCUGUUCCAGAAUGUAUGUGAGCUGAUGAAGAAAAUAUUCGGUGAUAAAAUUCCAACCUCAGUAUGUUAAGCUAUUGUGAUUUGAUUUUAAAACGAACAUUUUUAUCAUAGAACUAAUUUGUGUUUUACCAAAAUAAAACCUUAUUUUUAUUUAUCAAACUUGCUUCUUGUACUUACUAUAUCACAACUUAUAAAAU